AUGGAAAAAUCGGCGUUCAAAAUAGAAGAAGCCACGAUAGAGGAAAUCCAAGGCGCGUUCGCCGCCGGCGAACUCACGGCGAGGCGGCUGGUGGAGUUCUACCUGGACCAGAUCGAGAGCCUGAAUUCGGUGCUCCGCGGAGUAGUUGAAGUCAACCCAGACGCCCGGCGACUGGCCGACGAGUCCGACCGGGAGAAGGAGGCAAGCAAAAGGACGGGCGUCCGAUUGGGCGAGCUGCACGGCAUCCCGGUGCUCCUCAAGGACACGAUCGGGACCCACGACGAGCUGAGCACGACGGCGGGAUCGUACGCGCUGGUCGGGUCGAAGGUCAGCCGCGACGCUGGCGUCGUGGCUCGCCUCAGGGAAGCCGGCGCCGUGAUUCUGGGGAAAACAAGCAUGAGCGAGUGGUACAAGUUCCGUUCUCUCGACAGCGUUCCUAACGGCUGGUGUGCUCGCGCCGGUCAAGGAGUGAAUCCAUAUGUAUCGUCCGGAACACCGUGUGGAUCGAGCAGUGGAUCAGCAAUAUCUGUAGCAGCAAACAUGGCCUGUGUGGCCUUAGGGACCGAAACUCACAGCUCCAUUAUAUGCCCUUCGGAUCACAACUCGGUUGUGGGCCUCAAACCAACCGUGGGCCUCACGAGUCGAGCCGGGAUCAUACCAAUGGCUCCCCGUUGGGACACGAUUGGGCCGAUAUGCAGGACUGUAUCGGAUGCAAUUUUUGUUCUUGACGUGAUAGCAGGUUUUGAUCCAAGAGACGAGGCAACGAGUGAGGCAGCUAAGUUUAUUCCUGAAGGUGGCUAUAAACAGUUUCUUAACAAAAAUGGUCUCAGAGGAAAGAGGCUUGGUAUUGUUAGAUACCCAUUUGUCGAGAAAAUACAAGACAAUGCCGAACUAGAAGCUUUUGAGCGUCAUAUACAUACAUUCCGGCAAAAAGGUGCACAAGUAAUAGACAAUCUGAAGAUAGAACACAUAGACACAAUUUUGGAGCCCAAUCACAGUGGCGAGAUCUCGAUUAUGAUGGCGGACUUCAAGUCGUCUGUAAAUGCUUACCUGAAAGAGCUGGAAAAUUCUCCCGUGCACUCUUUGUCAGAUAUUAUCGCUUUCAACGAACGUAAUCCGGACUUGGAAAAGCUUACGGAUUACGAUCAACAAACUUUCAUAGCAGCCGACAUGACAGAUGGUAUAGGAGAGCACGAGAAAGUUAUACUCGAAAAAUUGGAUAGUUUUUCGAAAAACGGGUUUGAGAAGUUAAUGAAGGAGAAUGAACUGGAUGCAAUGGUGACACCUGGCGCGCGCGCGUGCCCGGUGUUGGCAAUCGGGGGGGUGCCCCGGAAUUACCGUGCCAGCCGAAUAUGGGGCCAAUGGAAUGCCGUUCGGAAUCUGUUUCGGGGGUUUGAAGGGCAGUGA
Messenger RNA from Striga hermonthica, 1407 nucleotides. The record is from the annotation of a GenBank genome assembly. NCBI's taxonomy places the organism in Eukaryota, Viridiplantae, Streptophyta, Magnoliopsida, Lamiales, Orobanchaceae.